UUCUUCAUAAAAUAAAAUCAUAUCAUAGAAUUCAAGAAAUAAUAGAAAUGCAGUCAGGAAAGAAGGCAAUGGAAUCCGUGAAGGAAUCGGCUGCUAAUGUUGCAGCCUCCGCCAAGGCUGGCAUGGACAAGACUAAAGCUACUGUUCAAGAGAAGAUGGAGAAAGUAACGGCCCGUGACCCGUUGGCAAAAGAAAUCGCAGAAGAGAAGAAAGAAGCAAAGAUCCACGAGGCAGAGCUCAACAAACAGGAGGCGCGUCAGCACAACGCCGCCGUCAGACAGGCUGCUACGGUGGGAGCGGCAACCACACAUGGAACACACCCAACAACCCACUCAACCGCCACACACUCCACCACUGGAGCCCAUGGCUACACCACUGGGACCCAUCAGAUGUCGGCUUUGCCUGGCCACGGCACCGGCCAACCAACUGGCCCUGUGACAGAGGGCGUGGUUGGGGUGCACCCGAUCGGCACUGCGACUGGCACCGGAAGGACCACAACCGCCCACAACCCUCUUGCUGGUGGUGAGACUGGGUACGGGACCGGCACCCGAACCGGCGGGACAGGGGGAAGUUAUACUUAAUGUGGGGAUGUUUUUACUCUUUUAUAUUAUAGACGGUGGACUUUGCCGUUUUAUUGUUGAAGUCCGAUGUGUUGUGUAUUUGGUUGUUUUUCUUUUGUAUGGUUUUAAUUUCGUUGUUAGUUUUUAUGUUUUGUACCCUCCCUUGCGGAAGCUGCUUUGUCAAUGUGUGAUGAUGAAUAAAAUUUGUACCUAUUAGUCUUGCCUA
Messenger RNA from Cucumis melo (muskmelon), 786 nucleotides. Its product is annotated as 18 kDa seed maturation protein. The transcript has 2 exons. The record is from RefSeq and is a predicted model, not a curated record. Lineage: Eukaryota; Viridiplantae; Streptophyta; Magnoliopsida; Cucurbitales; Cucurbitaceae. Gene Ontology annotation, biological process: embryo development ending in seed dormancy. Bases 48 to 581 code for a protein of 177 amino acids.